AUGGGAUCGACAUUAACAACCGGUAUGGUGAAACCAGAGCAGGGUACGAGAUUGAGAAGUUGUUCAGCUACUUUCUAAACGAGGGCAAGAAAGCUCAAGUCCUUUCUCGAUGCCAGAACCGAACGAAUUCUUUCUCUUCAUCGAAUUGUAACCUUCUUUUGAGUACUUUCUCAACACAUCCAUUCACUCCAUUGUACAGUGAUUUGCAAACUCGUUUCUCGCGAUCAAAAGCCAAUUUUUCAAGUUCAAUGCAGUGAAACAACAUUUCGUAAGGUGGGGCGACCCUUCAAAGCUUCAAAAAUCUAAAAUAUUAUUCGCUUCAAAUAGCUCUGUAAUCAGAUACAAGAUUUUAAAGAUUAUAAAGAUUUUAAUCAUAUUAUUCUCAUUAAUUAUAUUAUUUAUCGUAUUUUAAUUAUAUUGGUUGCAUUAAUCAUAUUUUUGUAGAAAAAUGUGAAAGUAAUUUUUAUAUUUGUACAUAUAUAGGGUGUCUUACUUACGUAGAUAUCGAAUUAUAGUUUAGAAGAGAUAUUUUAAAUAUAAAUUUGUCCUUGGUAUAAAAGCAUCGUCAGGUAGUGUCAUUGACUUUCGUUAAAAUUCAAAAGUAUCUGAGAAUCGCUGGUUUAUACGUGGACUGACUUGUAAUCAGUUCCUCGAGUUGAUUAUGAAACCAGCUACCUGAUCGAACUAUCUAAAUCAAAUUCUAGAUACAAUGUUCAUGGUUAUUCACGUCAUAAGUUUUUAUCGGCGAUAAUUACUUUCCAUGAAUAAUACUAGCAAGCUUGUAAAUACGAUAAUUGUAGUUUCGAAGCAUAUAUAAAAACACUUAGACGUGAGAUCGUGACAUUGGAAAUUCCACAGUUUAUUUCGAUAUUAGAGAUUUAUCAUUUUUAAGAACAAGAACUAAUGCAAGUUUAAAUUUUGCAAUUUUGAAAUUUUAUUUUUAUAUUUAUUUUUUUCAACACUCUGGUUUUAUAAUAUUGUUCAUUAUGAAUUUUUUACCUUAAAGCUCUGUGAUAUUUGUUAUUAUACAAUCUUUAAUCUUAAUAUUUUAUUGUUAUAAUAUUCAUUAUUACGAAACUUCUAAUCUCAAACCUUUUUUAUAAUAUUCGUUAUUUAAAAAAUUUCUAAUCUCAGUAUUCUAUUUGUAUAAUAUUUAAUUUAUUUGUAUAAUAUUUCUAAUCUCAGUAUUCUAUUUGUAUAAUAUCUAUGGUCAUAAAAUUUCUAAUCUCAGUGCUCUAUUUCUAUAUUCAUUAUAUAUUAUUCAUUAUCAUAAAUUUUCAACUUCAAAGCUGCAUCUUUAUAUUCACAUUCGAAAUAUUUAUUUAUUUAUUUAUUUAUUUCAGGUCGUUCACGAACCUUACUCUACACGAAGCAGUUGAUGGACGAGGAACUGCAGCAAUACAGUGAGGAGUUGCUGCAGGAAGUCGAGGGCCUUCUGGAUCACGAUUACAGCCCAACAAUUCAGCCACCCCUCUACAAACGUCCUCGCAUGGACACGGAAUCACCGCCAAAGUGCGUCUCGUCUUCCGAUCACAUCGGAGGGACGCUCUGCGGAAGACAGGAAGUCACGAUGAAACCGAGCAGGAAGUACAUUGAACCUCCGUUGGACGACGUUUGGCCUCCACCGAAUCCAGGCGGGCAAAAGAGCGCCAAGGUGGUGGACAAGCUCGAGGUAUUGACUAACGAGCUGAAGAUUAACAUCUCUGAUUCAGAAGGCACGAGAACUGUCCUCCUAAAAGUGCCUCAAGAACAGUAG
Messenger RNA from Heterotrigona itama, 1756 nucleotides. NCBI's taxonomy places the organism in Eukaryota, Metazoa, Arthropoda, Insecta, Hymenoptera, Apidae. The record is from the annotation of a GenBank genome assembly.